AGUUCAUUGAAUUCACUAAAAAUUAGGUAGUUGGGUCGACUUCUCGCUCUUUGUACCCCUUCAAAGUCCUCCUUCUCUGCCACCCACAAAUUACCAGCUUUCAUCGGUGCUGAAGAGCUGGGGGAGACUGAACUGAUCUGUUCUGAGGACCAAGAUGCAUUUGGGGGAUGGUUACAGAAAUGAGCCAUGGGUUUCCCUGUGAUGAAGCAGACAGUUCAGGACACACAGUCCAAGGAUGGACGUUCCCCGCAGCACUGAGAGCGACAGGUUACUGCGGCAGGAGGCCAGCUGCCUGACGGGUGAAGCUUCGGCUGCAGCUCCAGAAAAAGACGCACACAGUCCAGCUGCUUCUGGUCUUCAAAAUCUUACUUAUCCUCUAGGUCCCAGGAAUGAUGACCUUCCACUUGACUCUGCCUCUCAGCCAGCAAAUCUUCCAUUCCCUCACAUGAUGUCACUUCCUGAAGAUGUCAAAGGCUCUUGCUUCCAGAGUGGGAAUAAACGGAAUCAUGAACCCUUCAUUGCUCCGGAGCGAUUUGGAAACAGCGCAGUGGGCUUUGGCUGUAACGUUCACCCUCAGGCGCCAGAGAAAGUGACACUUCUCGUAGAUGGCACACGCUUUGUGGUCAACCCACAAAUUUUCACUGCUCAUCCGGAUACCAUGUUGGGCAGGAUGUUUGGGCCAGGAAGAGAGUACAACUUCACGCGUCCCAACGAGAAGGGCGAGUAUGAGAUUGCAGAAGGAAUCAGUGCAACUGUGUUCCGAACGGUGCUGGAUUACUACAAAACUGGUAUCAUCAAUUGUCCUGAUGGCAUCUCUAUACCAGACCUUAGAGAUACGUGUGAUUAUCUCUGCAUUAACUUUGACUUCAACACUAUCCGAUGUCAAGAUCUGAGUGCUUUACUGCAUGAACUGUCUAACGAUGGUGCUCACAAGCAGUUUGAUCACUACCUCGAAGAGCUGAUCCUGCCCAUCAUGGUGGGCUGUGCCAAGAAAGGGGAGAGAGAAUGCCACAUUGUCGUGCUGACGGAUGAGGAUUCUGUGGACUGGGACGAAGACCACCCUCCACCCAUGGGAGAGGAAUAUUCUCAAAUUCUUUAUAGUUCUAAGCUCUACAGAUUUUUCAAAUACAUUGAGAAUCGGGAUGUUGCUAAAACAGUGUUAAAGGAACGGGGCCUGAAAAACAUUCGCAUUGGAAUUGAAGGUUAUCCUACCUGUAAAGAAAAAAUUAAGAGGAGACCUGGCGGCCGGUCGGAAGUAAUCUAUAAUUAUGUGCAGCGCCCCUUUAUCCAGAUGUCCUGGGAAAAAGAAGAAGGGAAGAGUCGCCAUGUGGAUUUCCAGUGUGUUAGAAGCAAGUCCCUCACAAAUCUAGUCGCUGCUGGAGAAGAUGUCUUGGAGGACCAAGAAAUAUUAAUGCACCAUCCACCCCAAGUGGAUGAACUUGACCGGCUGAACGCCCCACUUUCUCAGAUGGCUUCUAAUGACUUUCAGGAUUAGGGCCGGCUGUGGGUCUGUCCCUCUGCAGGCCUUGUCUCUGUGUGGGAUGCCCAGCCAGUCCUCCCCUGGUGUGUCUCACUGAGCAGGAGACAUGCUUCUCCCCCGUCCUUUCCUCUUCUCCCAUAGUUAAUCUUUGUCCUUUUCAGUAAGCCUGUGCCUCCAGCAGGGGAUGAAAAAGCACUCGCUGGUAAUUAAACUACCAGCUUUGCAGCAGCCCUGGAAACUUGAAGAUUUGGGGUCUGGUGCUGUUCACCAAGUCUGCAUAACUGCAGAAGCAGAAAAGAAGUCAGGACUCCUGUUGCCUCAUGUUCAGCAAAGCCAUUCUCAUCCUUCACACUCUGUUCUUGGUUGUUUAUUUUGUUUUAUACCAGGCAAAUUACUUAGCAGCAAAGGGACCAAACUUAAAAGGAGACAAUCUAUACCUUCUACAAGCAAACACUGAUGGGAUGCUCAUUAGAGGUUAGUGACGGUACCAUUCUGGUGGCAUCUGUGCCCCGGCUGCAUCUGGGAAGAAAUAGGCUCUUAUUCAAAAUGUCCAAAAGGAAAUUCUUAAGAGCUUCAAUUCAGUUUUGUUUUUCAUUAUUGCAGUGAACAAUCUAAAACCUCACGGAUUCUUUGACAGGAAGGAUAAUGCAUAACAGUGUUCAUGAAACCUUUUUAGCUGCAAGGUUUUUGAGCCUAAACAGAUUAUUAUUCAUUUGGAAUGAAAUUCACAACCCAAGUUGAAGAAGCUCUCCAGAUCAGGCCACUUUGAUUCUCCUGGCUUGGAAUCUGGUGUGAAGCUGUAGUCUUCACCCUAGGCUAACAUGUUGCCCUGGGUGUGUCUGGGAGACCUCAGAUAUGGCGUAACAGGCUUUUAAGAUGUGAGCAGUAAGUUUCCAAAAGUGCCGUUUCUCAGUAGAAAGACCAGUAAGAGCUCGGAAAGAAGGACUAGGGCUGGAUCUGAGUGGGGAAAUGUCACCUGGUUAGGCUCUGUCCCAGUGUAGGAUUUUUCAUUGUAUGUUCAUUUCAUACUAUGGAAUAUUUUAGGUAUCAGGGUAUUUUGAUUUUUUAAAUAGCUUGUCAGUUGCUUACACACUAGGUAAGAAAACUAUACUAAUGUCAACCCCAAAGGAAGAACGGGCAGAAGGGAAUCCAGCUUAGUGAACUCAUUGCUGUCGGCUCUGUGUUAACAGCACGUGGUCACUCCUGUCUGUACUGAUGUCCCCAUGGCUGUGAACAGCAGAGCUCGCUUCAGAGUUAACAGCCAGACGCAUCUUGAGGCUUUCUCCCAUUUUGUGGUAGGGGUUGGCCUUCCAGUCACCGAGCCUGAGCAUUUAAGAAGGGACACAGUUUCCUUCAAGUUCUUUAAGAACAGGCCUGGUUUUCUUAAAUUCCAUAUGAUACCGUGUCUCAUAUUUCCGUAAGAUACUGUAGGGAAGCUCCUCAGCGCCAUUUUAUGACUGCCCUAGCCACAGUCCUCCAAAGGGAAAGUCAGGAGUGUGCUGACAGCUGCUCCUCCCAGGCUUGAUGAACAAGAGCGUUCUUAAGGUGUGUGUUCCGUGCAUGUGACCAGGGGCAGUGUCCCAAGGCACAUGGAUGCUCUGCUCUUACUCAGAGAAGUUAGCAGCAAGGGGUUCAACUGAGCCAACCUACGAGUUGCUCUGAUGAACACUUGUAUGGCUGAUGGCCAGGGUUGCCAUUGAGGGUUAGUGCUGUGUUGUAGCCCAGAGGGUAGGUUUAAUUCUAUGAAAAGAACUGGCUCAUAUUUGAGGUCAGGUUUGGCUUUGACCUUACUGGUACUUCACCCAUGAGUAGCUGACCAGCCCAGAUUGUUUAAUGGUGCUUCCUUUACACUUUUCAGUUACUUCCAUGCCAUCACAAAGGAAACUGGAGUUAAACUUUUGUGUCGUCUGUAGUAUGUGUAAUUUCUGUUUUAUAGCUUAUAUAUUAACAUUUAGGGGUAAAUAUGUCUUAGCUAACACAGUUAGUCCUUGCUUAGGUACAAAGCUAGGUAUGAAAGUAUGGCUUGUACUCUGUUCUGUGUAAAUAAUUUAACUUCCUCAGGCUUUCAAAAACUAGGUCUUUUUUCCCCCCAGAAUUGGGUUGACAUGCUUUUGGACCCAGCGCUUGGGGUUUGAGCGAGCUGGAAAUGCAUGGUGUCGUCACCAGGCACUGGUGGCUGGGAGGCAAGCUGGGCCUGCAGGCUCCCUCUGGUGGAGAGGCGUAUCUUCGGCGGCCCCUCCCCUCUGGCCUGGAGUGAAGCAUCGCUCUAAUUUGGUGGCUCCUCUCAGCCACAGCUGCUGUCCCCAGGGCCAGGACAUUCCGCAGUGGUAGGACCUCACAGUUCUCACAGGGUCAAGAGCUGGGUUACAGUCACUCCCAUCAGGAGUCAGCUACUGGCCAGCUGGGCAAGAGGUGUUUCUCAUGAAAAAGGUAGCACUCAGGUUUGGUGUUUUUUUUCCUAAGUGCCUAAAUAAGAAAGCCAGGCUGUUUGUACAGAAACAUUUUCAUAAGAAAAUGGUUUUGCCCAGACUGUCUUAUUCAGAGGUAUCUGCGUCAGCAAGCAGAUAAACCUGAAUUGAGGUCUAGGAUCUGAAUCUGUGCACAUCAGGUCAUAGAUAGCUGAUGAGGAAGCAGUUGCCAUUAAGGAACUGGAUGCAGGCAUGGAGACAGUGUUAAAAUGUGUCUGAGACGACGUAAUGGUUUCUCCAAAGUGGAGAAAAGGUAUUAAAAGAAGGACAGAAGAAAGGGCAAGGACGCUAGAAAGCAGCUCGAUUUCUUGCACAAUAUGCAGUAGCCGGUGCUGUGUGAGCUGAAUUCUGUGUGGCAACCUAACGUGUGCAGGCCUGUGGAAACACUGUGGAAUAAGCCAGGAAGGGUGGAUAGUGUUCCAGCUGAUCCUCCUCAGAGGAAACACAGCCAGAGUGUGCUGGGAGCCUUUACUGAUAAUAGUCAAUAGAAGGUUAGGAGUCAGUCUUGGUGACUCACUCAGUGCCACUUCUUGCCAUCAUUUUGAAAUUGUUAAGCUGGGCAUAGUUCAGAAAGCAGACCUGAGGCCUUGGUGGGAGAUGGAGCUGCGUCCAUGCUCUGGCGGGAUACUGUCUGCAGAACAUGACUUUCCUCUUUAAGGCAAAAGGCUCGUAGGUUUUGCCUCUUCAUUUUGUAUUUACGUUUAAAGUUGCACUUGCUCAGCUCCCAGUGUUUACGAAGCCCUUACGUUUGGGAUGCUUUUCUAUAAUAAAAUGUUACCACU
Molecule: messenger RNA, 4730 nt
Organism: Budorcas taxicolor (takin)
Lineage: Eukaryota; Metazoa; Chordata; Mammalia; Artiodactyla; Bovidae
Gene: KCTD20
Product: potassium channel tetramerization domain containing 20
Exons: 9
Coding region: 236-1495 (419 amino acids)
Biological process (GO): positive regulation of phosphorylation
Cellular component (GO): cytoplasm
Molecular function (GO): protein binding
Source: RefSeq, a predicted model, not a curated record